Molecule: messenger RNA, 1247 nt
Organism: Drosophila bipectinata
Lineage: Eukaryota; Metazoa; Arthropoda; Insecta; Diptera; Drosophilidae
Product: zinc finger protein 689
Biological process (GO): regulation of transcription by RNA polymerase II
Molecular function (GO): DNA-binding transcription factor activity, RNA polymerase II-specific; RNA polymerase II cis-regulatory region sequence-specific DNA binding
Source: RefSeq, a predicted model, not a curated record
GGACCAGUCCCCCUCCCAAGUGGCUCAAAGUGCAAAGCAAACCACCGGGGGGGACUAAUCACUCAUUUAUCGGCAAAUUUUAUUAGACAGCGGACGAUAAAAUAGAAAGAACGUCACCCAGAAGGUUCGCCGGAUUCCCGAGUCCGAGUCCGAGUCCGAUUUCGAGGCCGCUUCUGAUUCCCAGGGCCAACUACUACAGCCUGUAAUAAUAUACUACAUAAUUAAACAAGGCGUAAUCUUAUCGUGGACUUCGGGUCUUUUUUCCGUUUGUGGUGUUGUGGUGCCACCAGCGGCGGAAGUCUUGGGCAACAGUUGGCGAAAUCGAACUCAGCAAACCGGACGAGGGCGAAGCCACCACCAUGGAGGAGUUGGAUCACAACAACAACAGCAACUACGGCGUUUGCCUGGAGGAGUUCAAGCUAUUCGCCCAGCUGGAUGAUGAUUUGUCGGGAGAGCUCUUUAGUUCCAGCCCUGAGUUGGAUCUCCUCGAGAUGGACUUCGGGCAGAUAGAACCAUCCCCGUUCCAGGACGAGCAGAAGUGUCAGAAGGCAGUGCCAGCCAAGAAACGCUCUCGGGGAUCGGUGAGCGAUCACACCUGUGACGUGUGUGGGCGUCGGUUCUCGGAGGCCUACAACCUGCGCAUCCACAAGAUGACCCACACGGACGAGAAGCCCCACCGAUGCCCGGAGUGCGGCAAGGGCUUCCGGCAGCUGAACAAGCUCCGCAUCCACGCAGUCACCCACACCGAGGAUCGACCCCACAAGUGCGACAUCUGCGGGAAGGGAUUCCGCUACGCCAAUUACCUAUCCGUCCACCGGCGCCUCCACACCGGCGAGAAGCCGUAUCCCUGCCAGGCAGAAAACUGUGAUCUCACCUUCCACUCGGUCCACGCUCGCCGCAUCCACACUAAGCUUAGGCACUCGGUGGACCGAAACCGGGAGCAGGAGCAGACCUCCUCCCUCAGCUACACCUGUCCGGUGUGUGGCCGGGUCCUUACCGACCAGUGUUACCUGAGCACUCACCUGAAGCGGCACUACAACCAGCGGGACUACGCCUGCCCGCAUCCGGAGUGCGGCAAGCGUUUCUUCAGUGCCUCAGAGCUGAAGCACCACCAGAUCGCCCACACCCAGCUGCGGCCCUUCGGGUGUCCUUUGUGUGGCGCCCGCUUCCUCCGGAAGUCGAACUUCAAGCAACACCUCAAGGUGCACGAAGAGAGGUGAGGUGGGAGUAUUCAUGAAUCAUGAAUC